Molecule: messenger RNA, 1095 nt
Organism: Syngnathoides biaculeatus (alligator pipefish)
Lineage: Eukaryota; Metazoa; Chordata; Actinopteri; Syngnathiformes; Syngnathidae
Gene: gabarapl2
Product: GABA(A) receptor-associated protein like 2
Exons: 4
Coding region: 364-705 (113 amino acids)
Biological process (GO): macroautophagy; cellular response to nitrogen starvation; autophagosome assembly
Cellular component (GO): autophagosome membrane; cytosol; autophagosome
Molecular function (GO): ubiquitin protein ligase binding
Source: RefSeq, a predicted model, not a curated record
GGAUCUAAUUGUGGCUAAUCAUAAUUAAAAAAUGUUUUUUCACUGAUUACCUCCAGACCUGUUCAACAAGAAAUCACUCAAACAGAACUUGUCCUGACAAAUUCAAGUCUGUCAAAAACUGCAAGAAAAUGACACGUUUCUAAGAAAUUCCAGAACAGUCGAGAAAUAAAGUGAUUGAGUCUGGAAAGGGUUGCUAAAGCUGGUUGUAAAGCUUUAGGAUUCCAGUGAACCAUAGAGAGAGCCAUUAUCCUCACAUGGCGAAAGCAUGGAACGGGAGUGGCCGACCUACAAUGAUAACCCCAAGAGAACAUCCAUUGACUCAUCCAGGAAACCACAAAGGAACUUGAGAAAACUUCUAAAGAAAUGCAAGCCUCGCUUGCCUCAGAACAUCGAUGUAUAGAAUCAGCCAAAAUCCGCAACAAGUACCCUGACAGGGUCCCAGUGAUUGUGGAGAAAGUGUCUGGGUCCCAGAUCGUAGACAUUGACAAGAGGAAGUACCUUGUCCCCUCUGACAUCACAGUGGCUCAGUUCAUGUGGAUCAUCAGGAAACGCAUCCAGCUGCCCUCAGAGAAGGCCAUCUUCCUGUUUGUGGAUAAAACAGUCCCACAGUCCAGCAUCACAAUGGGACAGCUGUAUGAAAAGGAGAAGGACGAAGAUGGCUUUUUAUACGUGGCUUACAGUGGCGAAAACACCUUCGGCAUGUAAAAAAAAGAAGCAAUGAUCGGUACCUGACCUUACCUGCUGACAUCUAACCAUAGUCCCACUUGGCCUCUGGUGCAAUUCUUGGGAAACUGCAGUGAAAACACCACAGAAAGAUGGACUACCUUAUCAACAGCCUGGAUAAAACGAAGUGUGCCGACAUCUUAUUUUUGGGCCAUGUUUCAUGUGUUCAUCAAAGAUGCAUGUAUGUUUUGUUGUGUUGUUGCUUUUGUUUUUUUCCCCACUCUUGUGAAUUGAAAUUUCUUCUGAACUUGUAUGAAUGAUCCAUAAAUUUUGUUUUUGUCUUUGAACGCAAUAUUUACAAAAUUUUUUUUUAAAUAUUUUGAGCUAAGGUAGCUGGAUGACCUAACCAAUAAAAUUAAAAAUAGAACCUGC